UAGGUGGCGGUAUGCACCAAUGAGAUGUGAUCCGCCAAUAAAGUAAAGAAGAAGAAGAAGACGCAGUUGUUAAUAACAUUAGCGCGAUGGACUCCAACGAUACAGGUCGAGGGGGUUGGAAAUCUCAUCCGAACAGUAAGCUGACUGUGAUCAUGAAGCAGGAGGAGCUGAUCGCUCAGAAGAAAAGAGAGAUAGAGGCCAAGCUGAAAGAAAAGAGGUCAAUCCCAAGCCAAAAUAAACCUAUCAGUUCUCCUCCGCCAGAGGCAUCUUCAUCAUCAUCAUCAAAUAAGUUUGUGAAUGAUGGCAGUUUCUUGCAGCAGUUCCUGAAGCUGCAGAAGGAAAAAUCCAGCACAGACGCAGGAUCCCAAAGUGACCCGCAUGUCCCCUCCCCCAGCAAUCAGGGCCAAUCACCAAAUGCAACACAGGCACAGAAAAAGAGCAUCCUCAUCGGGAAACGUCCGGGUUUGGGCCUCAGCAGCAUGAUCAAUCAGUUCAAGAACUAUUCCCAGUCCAAACAAUCGACACUCCUGGGAAUCCGUCCAAGUGUAUUCAGCUCACCGGAUGAUGAAGAUGAUGAGCAGGAUGAUGAAAACUAUCUGGAGGUCAAAGUUUCCCCCCCAGAGGAUGAAGACCUCUACCUCAUCAUCAAUAAGAUGGCCUCGUUUGUCGCUGAAGGAGGCAGAGAGCUGGAGAAGAAGGCCAUGGAGGACUACAAGGACAAUCCUGUCUUCUCGUUCUUGUUUAAUAAGGACACUAAGGACCAUCUGUACUACAAAAAGAGAGUUGCUGAAAUCAGACGAGAUCAGUCUGCGCAGUCAGAUGUCUCCUCCUCAGUGGACGAAAGCACCAGGAAGGUGGCGGAGAAAUUGGCGCGCUUUGUGGCCGACGGCGGUCCAGAGGCGGAGAUCAUGGCUGCUCAACAACACCGAGACAACCCAGCCUUCAAUUUUUUGUACGAGUAUCAGAGUGCAGCGCAUCGUUUCUACAAGGCUAAAGUGGAUGAGUUCCGGCAAGCAGCAAGCGCCUCGGAGUCACAGGCGUCCAGUCGCCCUGCGGCCGCUCAGCAGCCCGCAGCCAAGAGGAAGAGGAAGAGCAGGUGGGGAGCUGAAGAUGAUAAAGUCCAGCUGCCCAUUACUGCAGUCAUCAGUCCUCAGAUCUCAGUGGCUGAAAGCAGCUCUCCUGCACUAUCUGAACAGGAGCUCAACAGUCUGGGGUAUAAGAAGGGAAAGCCAGUGGGUCUGGUGGGUGUGACUGAACUAUCAGAUGAGCAGAAGAAACAGCUUAAAGAGCAACAGGAAAUGCAGGAGAUGUACGACAUGAUUAUGAAGCACAAGCGAGCGAUGCAGGAUAUGCAGCUGUUGUGGGAGAAGGCCAUCAAGAACCAUCAGCACGAGUAUGACAGCGACGAGGAGCUUGAUCCAGAUGAUGGAACCUGGGAACACCGACUGCGACACAUGGAGAUGGAGAAGACCAGAGAGUGGGCGGAGCAGCUGACAGAGAUGGGAAAAGGAAAGCAUUUCAUUGGUGAUUUCCUGCCGCCUGAAGAGCUGGAGAAGUUCAUGGAGACGUUUAAAGCUCUGAAGGAGGGCAGAGAUCCAGACUACUCGGAGUACAAAGAGUUCAAGCUGACCGUGGAGAACAUCGGUUUCCAGAUGUUGAUGAAGAUGGGUUGGAAAGAAGGUGAAGGUUUGGGCUCGGAUGGCCAGGGAAUCAAGAACCCUGUUAACAAAGGCACUACAGCUGUGGAUGGCGCAGGGUUCGGUGUAGACCGACCGGCUGAACUGAGCAAAAGCGAUGAUGAAUAUGAUGCUUUCCGUAAGAGAAUGAUGCUGGCCUACCGCUUUAGACCGAAUCCUCUGAAUAAUCCAAGGAGGCCGUAUUAUUGAACGCAGCAGCCAGACCACCGAACACAACAACAUCUCCUCCGGACUAUCACUUUGACUUGGUCACUUUCCUCUAACAGCCUGAAUGAAGUGCUUUAUUUCACCAAAUGUCACCAUUUUACUUUUCCUGAUUGAAAAAUUUUAAAAUAAGAGGUUGAAUGUGGUUGUUCCAGACCCAAGACUGUGUCUCUUUUCUUUAAAUACGUUGCUUUUCUUAAAGUAUGUAGUUUCACAAUCCUCCAAUCUGUUGUAUAAUAUUAAACCAUUUUAUGUCUUGUUUUAUCUAUGAGCACAGAUGGCUAAUGAAAACUUUUAAAUAAAAAAAAGUGUUCGGUUUACUGUAGGUCUGUUACAGUUUGGAAAUUAAACUCUUAAGAUCAUCAGCAACUGCAUUGUCACUUACUGUUGAUCUAUUAAAUGUCUGAUUCUUCA
This is a messenger RNA of Paramisgurnus dabryanus, 2315 nucleotides long. It is a transcript of the gene sugp1, whose product is annotated as SURP and G patch domain containing 1. The record is from RefSeq and is a predicted model, not a curated record. Lineage: Eukaryota; Metazoa; Chordata; Actinopteri; Cypriniformes; Cobitidae. Gene Ontology annotation, biological process: RNA processing. Gene Ontology annotation, molecular function: RNA binding. Gene Ontology annotation, cellular component: nucleoplasm.